AUGGAGCUUCUCGAUACCUCCAACUCAGGAAGUCACCUCACAGGCAGUCAUGCUACCGUUGCCGGCAAGCCCGAGAUGGGAUCACUUCGGAUACCAUCCCGCGCUUUGCGCAAUGUCAUUGAACACCUUCCAACCGUCGACAGGCAGCGAUUGAGGAUCGAGAAAUAUAUGGUGUUGUCUAUGCUCAUUCCCCUCAACCUCACCCUGAUGUACAUGCUCGCGGAUUACUCCAGAUUCUUUUGGAUUUUGCUUCCACUCAUAUCCUUCAAGUUCGCGGUAGACGCCAUCGAGAUCUCUCUCAUUGCUAUCUCAUACUUUCUGCGACAAUUUUCACCGCGCCCCACAUCAGAGACUCCGACAACGCCUGAAAAUUUUGUGUACUUGCUCUGUUGCUACAAUGAGACUUAUGAGGAGAUAAUGACCUCUUUGGAUUCGUUAGCUGAACAAAAAUCUGUGGACGCCCACCGAAAGGCCAUCAUCGUGGUUUGCGAUGGUCGAGUGAGCGGCAGGGGUAGGCCUGGCACCCAUCUGAAAGAAGAGAUCAUUGAGCGACCGUCAAGUACCCUCAUACCCGAGGCCUACACUUCGUGGGAUGGUGCUCCGAUGGAUGUCGAAGUCGUGAAGGGAGAAUUCAGGGGGCUUCCAAUUAUCUGCAUCAUCAAGGACGAGAACCGGGGAAAAAGAGACGGAAUCAUCCUUGUCCGAUCCUUCCUGCACAAGUUCAACCAGCGCAAAUCUAAGCCUACGCCCUCGAUGCAUUCACCUGCACUAUUCGACACGCUCGCCAACUUCCUUGAGGGGACAUCCAUUCAGUCCGUGGAUUACGUCGUCGGCAUAGACGCCGACACCAGAUUUGAUCCCGAAUGCGUCCUCGGGUUCAUUCAGACUGUAAGAGAAGGCGAACAGAUUGUAGGAGUGACCGGAAACAUUCGAGUGGACAACAGAACGCUGUCUCCAUGGUCCAUUGCUUACCUCUACCAGAACGCCGAGUACCUGGUUGGACAGCACCGUCGCCGCCUACGUCAAAGCGUCACGAGUAAGAGAGUGACUUGCCUUCCUGGAUGCUGUCAACUGUUGCGAGUCAUAGAGAGUACAUGCGGUGAUGACAUCCUGCAAAAAUUCGGAUAUUACCCGCGAGACACCGACGGCUUGUUCCGGACGAUCCGAUCCAUGAUGAGCGAGGACAGAGAUCACAUUUGUUUGGUGCUCUCAGAGAACGCUGAUGUUGAGACACGUGUAUGCCUCGCUUCACAAGCGUAUACUUCGGCGCCACAUUCGUUUUCGGUGUUUCUGAGUCAACGCCGUAGGUGGACGCUGGGACCACUUACGAGUGAUAGUCUCCUUUUCAGCCGCAAGUCGACGGGUUGGAUGGAGAGGGUAGCUGCGGCCACUUCUGUACUGAACUGGUGUAUCAAUCCAGCACUCUUCAUCUCGAGAUUUUACCGGAAAUGGGACCCAGUGAGUGCAUAUACCCUCAUUCUCUUGUUGUACUAUCGGAGAAUCUGGGACUUCAUAGUUGUUGUCAUUUCUUCUCGCUCACCUCUCGAGUUUAUUCAAUAUUGUGUCGGGUGUGUUUUGUAUGAAUAUACCGUCUCCGUGGUCAACUUCAUGACUCAACUCUAUACCAUAUACAACCUGGACGACUUCCGAUGGGGUCAGAUGCGGAAAGCAGCAACCGAGAAGGAAACCCGCCUUCAAAAAAAAAGAGCAUAA
This is a messenger RNA of Parastagonospora nodorum SN15, 1713 nucleotides long. RefSeq lists its product as hypothetical. Bases 1 to 1713 code for a protein of 570 amino acids. The transcript has 3 exons. Gene Ontology annotation, molecular function: chitin synthase activity. Lineage: Eukaryota; Fungi; Ascomycota; Dothideomycetes; Pleosporales; Phaeosphaeriaceae. The record is from RefSeq and is a predicted model, not a curated record. Gene Ontology annotation, cellular component: cell periphery; cell septum.